CGAGGGAGAGCAUCCUGGAGGAGGAACAGUGGAGCAGAAGCUGGGAGGCUGGAUACAGGACGCUGUGAAACACAAAUGGGUGUUGAAUGAGCUAAGCUGAGAGUCCCUCGGGAGUGGGAAGGCUGGAGGGCCCUCCCUUCAUCCGGGCGUGGAGGGCUAGUUGCCCCCACCCCCACGGCAGCAGCUGGCAGGGCCAGGGCUGUCCUUCAGCCCGUGCCUCUUGUUCAGCCACCUCUGGGGCUCCCUUGGGCCGCCCCGCCCCUCUGGCUGCGCUGGAGGCAGGGGCGGGGCCAGGAGCACCAGAGCCGGCGGCAGGAGGGCAGGGGAGCAGGUGGAGGGCUGGCGGCUGCCGGCUGCCAUGGCUCGGCCUCCAGGUCCAGAGCGCCACCGCCCACCCCUUCCCGCCUCGCCUGUCCCCGAUGCCCGCCAGACUCCUGCCUUUGCCGGGGCCCCCGCCUGACCAGCCUCCCCUCCUGGUCCGGUUGGGAUCUGGGGGCUGAGCCGUCCGGGGUCCCAGGGCCAAUGCAGUGCCGGCUCCUCCGGGGCCUGGCGGGAGCCCUCCUCACCCUUCUGUGCACGGGGCUCCUCUCCCUGCCGUAUCACUCCAGCCUGUUCCCCCAGGGCGUGCAGGAGCCCCCCGAACCGAGCCCGCCCAGCCCUCGGCCCCCCGACCUGCAGCUACACGAUGUCUUCAUCGCAGUCAAGACCACCCGUGCCUUCCAUCACUCCCGCCUGGAGCUGCUGCUUGACACGUGGGUCUCCAGGACCAGGGAACAGACUUUCGUCUUCACCGACAGCCCGGAUGAAGGCCUCCAGGAGAGACUGGGGUCCCACCUCAUCAUCACCAACUGCUCUGCAGAGCACAGCCACCCCGCCCUGUCCUGCAAGAUGGCUGCCGAGUUCGACGCCUUCCUGGCCAGCGGGCUGAGGUGGUUUUGCCACGUGGACGACGACAACUACGUGAACGCGCGGUCGCUGCUGAAGCUGCUAAAAACCUUCCCGCUGACCCGCGAUGUCUACCUAGGCCGGCCCAGCCUGAACCGGCCCAUCCACGCCUCUGAGCCGCGACCCCGCAACCGCACGAGGCUGGUACGGUUCUGGUUCGCCACUGGGGGUGCCGGCUUCUGCAUCAACCGCAAACUAGCUUUGAAGAUGGCCCCAUGGGCCAGUGGCCCCCGCUUCGUGGACACAUCUGCGCUCAUCCGGCUGCCUGACGACUGCACUGUGGGCUACAUCAUUGAGUGCAAGCUGGGCGGUCACCUGCAGCCCAGCCCCCUCUUCCACUCGCACCUGGAGACGCUGCAGCUGCUGGGGGCUGCCCAGCUCCCGGAGCAGGUCACCCUCAGCUAUGGCGUCUUCGAGGGGAAGCUCAACGUCAUUAAGCUACAGGGCCCCUUCUCCCCCGAGGAGGACCCCUCCAGGUUUCGCUCCCUCCACUGUCUCCUCUACCCAGACACUCCCUGGUGCCCCCAGCUGGUGGCCCACUGAACCCUGAACCGCUGGGCUGAGGUCUCUGUUUGUCCCUCGCCUCCCCAGGCAGCCCUGAGGGCCUGUGGCAAGUGCCCUGAGGUGGGCAGUCCCUGGCAGGGCCUCCGAGUGGUGGGCAAGCCCAGGAUUGGCUGGUGGCUGGUGGGGAGGGCAUCCCGAGCCCCUGGGAGGUGAGGGGACAGCCCAGGGACCAGGAGCACAAGGUGAGGGCGGGAGAGGCCCCAGGGGCUGGGCUUCCACGGGCCUUGGGUGGCUGAAUCGAACCGGGGUGGGGGCCCUUGAGCUGGGCUUGGACUCACAGGUCCUAACCCUCCAGUGAAUCACAGGGGCCCCUGGGUGGGGUCUGGCCCCUGCCCCCAGCUCUGGUCUCUGAGUCAUUCCCCUGGGGUCAAGGGCUGUGCCACCCACUCGUGGCUUCCUUGGCUGGAUCAUCAACCACUGAGGGGACCCAGUGGAAUAAUGGCAGAAUCCAGGGCCUGUGACAGAUACUGUUGUUGCCACCGGUCUCCAGCUCCUUGUUCCCCACUACUUGCUAACAGAACCCGAUUUUGUUUGAAGCAUGCCCAGAAUCAGAUGACGGAUUAUAGUGGGUCCCAGAAAAUCAUGAUGAUCCUUUUGCUCAUUUUCCCAGUGUCCCUUGCGGUUAGGGGCUACCAUGUGACCCAGCUCUGGCCAGAGCCAGACUCUGUCUGUUAAUGUGAAUUAAGCAAAGCCAAUAGAGAAGCUUCUGGGGAAGGUUUUGCAGCCCCAUACCCCGUCUUCCUGCUGUGAGUGUGAGUGUGAUGUCUGGAUCUGGGGCAGCCACUUUGCUGCCAUGAAGGAAAGGCCAAGACAGUCAUCCACAGCUGUCCCUUUCAGCGUCUGGUUCUGUAAAAAAAUUAAACCCUGUUUGUUUAAGCCA
This is a messenger RNA of Diceros bicornis minor, 2389 nucleotides long. RefSeq names its product MFNG O-fucosylpeptide 3-beta-N-acetylglucosaminyltransferase (gene MFNG). Lineage: Eukaryota; Metazoa; Chordata; Mammalia; Perissodactyla; Rhinocerotidae. Bases 523 to 1488 code for a protein of 321 amino acids. Gene Ontology annotation, cellular component: Golgi membrane. The transcript has 8 exons. Gene Ontology annotation, molecular function: O-fucosylpeptide 3-beta-N-acetylglucosaminyltransferase activity. The record is from RefSeq and is a predicted model, not a curated record. Gene Ontology annotation, biological process: regulation of Notch signaling pathway; pattern specification process.